Messenger RNA from Lepus europaeus (European hare), 4029 nucleotides. It is a transcript of the gene EBF1, whose product is annotated as EBF transcription factor 1. The transcript is spliced from 16 exons. The record is from RefSeq and is a predicted model, not a curated record. NCBI's taxonomy places the organism in Eukaryota, Metazoa, Chordata, Mammalia, Lagomorpha, Leporidae. Gene Ontology annotation, molecular function: RNA polymerase II cis-regulatory region sequence-specific DNA binding; DNA-binding transcription factor activity, RNA polymerase II-specific. The coding region runs from base 827 to 2677 and encodes 616 amino acids. Gene Ontology annotation, biological process: regulation of transcription by RNA polymerase II.
CUCUGGGGAGAGUCAAACUGGAUUCCAUAGGGAAAGCCUGCAAAUCACUUCUAUUUUAGCAAAGAGAAAACAGAAUCUCCAUCCAGCAGGGUCCACCCCUCUCUCUUUCUCCUUCUCCUCUCUUUCUAUCUUUUCCCUCCCCCUCCUCUCCCUCUCUCCCCUCCCCCCACCCUCUCUGGUGUCUCUGUCUACGGCGACCAGCGUCCUCCUCUGCACGCACUCAAAGGAAAGAAACAUCUUUGGUUGGGAGAGAAGGAGGAAAAAAAAAGAGAGAGAGAGAGGAAAAAACUUGCCUGGUUGUGGAAAAUGACACUUGAAGUAGCAAAGCCGGCAGCGCGAGUUGAGUCUAUUGUUUCUUAAAUUGCCAUCAGGUUUUUUUUCUUCCUGCUUCUUCAAGUGAAGGUACCGCUACAAAAGGCAACUCGGCCCCUCCUGUCCUGCACCGGCCUGUGACCACUACAAAAAAAAAAAAAAAAAAAAAAAAAAAAAGCGCAAAAAAAAAAAAAAAAAAACAACACCCAAACCAAAAUCAACCAACCAAACAACCCCCAACAGCCAAGCAUACAUCUCUAAUUUUUUUAUUUUGGUCUUUUCGUUGGAUUUUCCCUUUUUUCUUUUUUUUUUCUCUCCUUUUUUUUCUAGUUAUCGCUCAGUUUUGAGCAAAGGUUUACAUUUUUUAAAAAUUUGCUUUCCAGCCCGCCUUGAUCUUCUAACGCGAGUUCAUCGUCUCAAAAAAAAAAUCUGGUUGGCGUUUUUCUUUGCUUUUUUUUUUUUUUUUUAAUAUUUUCAAGGGGGAGGAGAUUUUCCACAAGAAAAGGUUGUUUUCAUGUUUGGGAUUCAGGAAAGCAUCCAACGGAGUGGAAGCAGCAUGAAGGAAGAGCCGCUGGGCAGCGGCAUGAACGCGGUGCGGACGUGGAUGCAGGGCGCCGGGGUGCUGGACGCCAACACGGCGGCGCAGAGCGGGGUGGGUCUGGCCCGGGCUCACUUUGAGAAGCAGCCGCCCUCCAAUCUGAGGAAAUCCAACUUCUUCCACUUCGUCCUGGCCCUCUACGACAGACAGGGCCAGCCCGUGGAGAUCGAGAGGACAGCCUUUGUGGGGUUCGUGGAGAAGGAAAAAGAAGCCAACAGCGAAAAGACCAAUAAUGGGAUUCACUACCGGCUCCAGCUCCUCUACAGCAAUGGGAUAAGGACAGAGCAGGACUUCUACGUGCGCCUCAUUGACUCCAUGACAAAACAAGCCAUAGUGUACGAAGGCCAAGACAAGAACCCAGAAAUGUGCCGAGUCUUGCUCACACACGAGAUUAUGUGCAGCCGCUGUUGUGACAAGAAAAGCUGUGGCAACCGAAAUGAGACACCCUCAGAUCCAGUGAUAAUUGACAGGUUCUUCUUGAAAUUUUUCCUCAAGUGUAACCAAAAUUGCCUAAAGAAUGCAGGAAACCCACGUGACAUGCGGAGAUUCCAGGUCGUGGUGUCUACGACAGUCAACGUCGAUGGCCAUGUCCUGGCAGUCUCUGAUAACAUGUUUGUCCAUAACAACUCAAAGCACGGGCGGAGGGCGCGGAGGCUUGACCCCUCGGAAGGUACGCCCUCUUAUCUGGAACAUGCAGCUACUCCCUGUAUCAAAGCCAUCAGCCCGAGUGAAGGAUGGACGACGGGAGGCGCAACUGUGAUCAUCAUAGGGGACAAUUUCUUUGAUGGGUUACAGGUCAUAUUCGGUACCAUGCUGGUCUGGAGUGAGUUGAUUACUCCUCAUGCCAUUCGUGUGCAGACCCCUCCUCGGCACAUCCCUGGUGUUGUGGAAGUCACAUUGUCCUACAAAUCCAAGCAGUUCUGCAAAGGGACGCCAGGCAGAUUCAUCUACACAGCGCUCAACGAACCCACCAUUGAUUAUGGUUUCCAGAGGUUACAGAAGGUCAUUCCCCGGCACCCUGGAGACCCUGAGCGUUUACCAAAGGAAGUAAUACUCAAAAGGGCUGCAGAUCUGGUAGAAGCACUGUAUGGGAUGCCACACAACAACCAGGAAAUUAUUCUGAAGAGAGCAGCUGACAUUGCAGAGGCCCUGUACAGUGUGCCCCGCAACCACAACCAGCUCCCAGCUCUCGCUAACACCUCGGUCCAUGCAGGGAUGAUGGGCGUGAAUUCCUUCAGCGGACAACUGGCUGUGAACGUCUCGGAGGCAUCACAAGCCACCAAUCAGGGUUUCACCCGCAACUCAAGCAGUGUGUCACCCCAUGGCUACGUGCCCAGCACCACCCCGCAGCAAACCAACUACAACUCAGUCACCACAAGCAUGAAUGGCUAUGGCUCUGCUGCCAUGUCCAACCUGGGCGGCUCCCCGACCUUCCUCAACGGUUCAGCUGCCAACUCGCCCUAUGCCAUUGUGCCAUCCAGCCCCACCAUGGCCUCUUCCACAAGCCUCCCUUCCAACUGCAGCAGCUCCUCGGGCAUCUUUUCCUUCUCACCAGCCAACAUGGUAUCAGCCGUGAAACAGAAGAGUGCUUUCGCACCUGUUGUCAGACCCCAGACCUCCCCGCCUCCCACCUGCACCAGCACCAAUGGGAACAGCCUGCAAGGGCACUUCUGGCUGGCAAAUUGGGAAUGCAACACCAAAGCAACCAUCGCUUCUAACAGGUGUAGACACUGGCAAGUAUGUAUGGAACAAGUGCAGCAUUCCUGAGCAGCCAGUCUGAACCCUUGAUCCACAUAGAUUUGAUGUUGGGAACAAGAUGUGCUGGGGUUUGCAGUCGAUAGCUGAAGGCUGGUACUCCAGAAGGCAGGGCCCAUCUACGGGAGAGAGACCAGCAUCGUGGCUGUCCGUGGGACAUCAGUGGGGGCCCUUCAGCAAAGCUGAAGCCUUCCCAUGCCACAUGUUUCUAUCAAGGAGCCUGAAGGGGCUGAAAAUAGGAGCUGGUCCCAGCAUACAGAACCUCCUGGGUUUUAGGAUGAACUGGUAAUGUAAGUGUGUGUGUGUGUGUUCAAUGACAGAAUAGCUUCCAGUCACACAUACAAAGUGUGUUUGUUCCCCAGGACAUUUCCAGCCCAAUUCUAAAUGUACAGAGACUGCUGUCCCUGUCUGAUCAGGAGCCCAGUCUGUCACCACCACCUUUUUUCACAUGUGGCCACACAACAUGGAGAGUUUGAGGUCUGAUCAGGGGCUUGUGGCCUCUGUGGCCCCCAAUCCCAUCCUCUCACUAUUAAGAAUUAUUAACAGUAGGAAAAAAUGUGGCUUUUGUUUUUCAAUACCGUAAUGCACCAAACAUUCCUGCUUUUGAGCAGGUGAUGGCAGUGGAGGUAUGAGUAGAGAAGUGAAAGUUGAAGUAACUGAGACCAAUCUUAGCUUAAGCUGUCCACUCCACCGCUAGCCCCUACCCCUCACAAAUAGGACUCCUUUGCUCCCCACGUCCACCCCAGGAACUGUACCUUCCCCCACAGCACACAAUCUCCAGCAGGGCAGGGAAGACCCAGCCUGAGGAGGGCAACAUCAUUUUCUCCAGUGACUCUUGCUUAGCUCUUAAAGUCUCUGCUGAGAAAAGUGACAUUCUGGGGCCAGCACUGUGGCGUAGCAGGUCAAGCUACCACCUGCAGUGCCAGCAUCCCACAUGGGCGCCGGUUCAAGUCCCAGCUGCUCCACUUCUGAUCUAGCUCUCUGCUAUGGCCUGGGAAAGCAAUGGAAGAUGGCCCAAGUCCUUGGGCCCCUGUGCCCACGUGGGAGACCUGGAAGAAGCUCCUGGCUCAUGGUUUCCAAUCAGCGCAGCUCUGACUAUUGCGGCCAUCUGGGGAGUGAACCAGCGGAUGGGAGACCUCUCUCUCUCGACCUCUCUCUCUCUCUCUCUGCCUCUCCUUCUCUCUGUGUAUAACUCUGCCUUUCAAAUAAAUAAAUCUUAAAAAAAAUGACAUUCUGACAGUGGGCUUCUAGAAUGACUUCAUCUUUAGCUUUUUAAACUCCACUGCUACCAUGAAAAAGGGACAUGGAUGAAUUAUAGAAUGGAGGUAAGGAUCCCUGAAUGAAUUCAAUUUUCAAAAAUUGUU